UCAUCUGAACCAUUUCAGGUUUUCUUUUUAUCCAACUCUUCUUGGCGUUGCUAUGGCAUCGAGAGAUCGCAAUCCCAGUUCCCCGCCGAGCUCCCCUGACUCCACUGAGGAAGAGAUAUGUUUAUACGCGAAUAUCAUAAAGACAGUAGCCUUAAAAGUUAAAAGACAUGAGACAAUUAGCAAUAUCAAAGCAUUGUUACUUGAGAAGGCAGACAUUUCUGAGAAUCUUCAGGAGCUCUUUUUGGCUGGUAAUCGGCUGAUGAAUGAUCAGAGGCUAGUUGAUUAUGGUAUUCAGCAGGACUCCACUGUCGACCUUGUUCUUCAGAAUGCAUGUGGAACGAGAAUAUAUGUUAAAUCACCUUUGGAUCACAAAAACAUUGCAAUUGAAGCAAGAUCUUUUGACACUAUCCAAAAUAUCAAAUCAAUCAUUCAAGCCAAGGAGGGGAUUCAACCAGAUCAAUACACUCUUAUCCACAAUGGUAAAGUUCUUGAAGAUGAAAGAAUUCUAUCCUCACUCAAUAGUCCAAAUGAAAUAACCUUUCAUUUGGUUUUCCAUCCAAAAGAUGGCUACCCAAUUUUUGUGAGAACAGUGGAUGGAGAGAUGUUGAAACUUGAAGUUAAAGAUUUGUUUACCAUUCGUGAUGUCAAAACAAUAGUUGAGAGCAUGACUAGUGUGAACUUUAGUUGGGUUCUGAUCUAUGCAAGAAAGCAGCUUGAGGAUUGCAAGACUUUGGCUUCUUAUGAAAUCAAAGAAGAAGCCAUCUUAGAGAUGUUUCCUAAGAUUAUCCAAAUAUUUGCUACGACAGAGCAUGGGAGGACCGUUGCUCUUGACGUAGAACUAUGUGAGACCAUCAAAGAUGUUAAGGACCAGAUUACUUUUAAACUGAUAGGGUUUGGUGCCAGCAGAAACCAUUGUUGGGAUCUGUUCUAUGCAGGGAAGCAACUUGAGGAUGGGAGGACUUUGGCUUCUUAUGACAUAAGAGAAGAAGCUUUCCUAAAGGUGUAUCCUACCAAGGUCCAGAUAUUUGUUAGGGCACAGGAUAGGAAGAUCAUUACUCUUGACGUAGAACUAAAUAACACCAUCAAAGAUGUCGAGGACAAGAUUUAUUGGGAACUGACAGGUGACGUGGUCAAUGAAUGGAAUCUGAUAUAUGCAGGAAAGCAACUGGAGGUUUGGCGUACUUUGGCGUCUUAUGACAUAAAAGAUAAAGCCAUCUUAGAGAUAAGAGAUGUCUAGCGCCACGGAUUGGUGAGACCGUUAUUUAUUUUUAUUUUUUUGUACAAGGAUGUAACACCAUCAAAGAUGUCAAGGAAGGGCUUUCUUUUAGACUGGGGGUCCCUGUUUGUAGUCAGACAAUUUUAUUCGAUGGAAGAAAUCUUGAAGACGACCGUGAUUUAGCAAGUUAUGGUGUCCAGAAGGAUUCCACUCUCCGUAUGCUCCACUAGCGUACUGUGAAUCAUUGAGAUAGCUGAUAUUUGGAAAACUUCGUAUUUUGAAGAGUAUGAUUGAGAAGAAACUACAACUACAAGCUCUCCCAAAGGAAAUAUACUUGGAUGGAGUAGCAUUGCAGGAUGGCCUUUCACUGGCAGAUUACAGGAUAAGCACUAAGCAGUGAUGCAACAGUGAGAAAAUACGGUGAAAGUGUCUUCCUUUUAUCUUGUUCAAUGUUUUCUAUGCAGUAUGUUGUUGAUCAAUGUUUGUUGAACAAUUCUUGUUUAGCCAAGUUGUAAUUAUGGGUCUAAAUCAACCUCUUCCUUUUUUCGAAGCCUACUUACAGGCCCAAUCACCGAAGCUGGACAAUUCUCGGCCCAAUGCUUGGUUAAAUAUUCUUUUCCACUCUCCGGCCUUCUCCGACUAUUCCGAACGACUGUGUCUUAUCGACCUCGUCGGAGCCGGUGCCCACCCCUAAUGAGUAAUGGCCAUGGCUAUGUUGGUAGCCUAGUGAC
Messenger RNA from Corylus avellana, 1947 nucleotides. The record is from RefSeq and is a predicted model, not a curated record. Lineage: Eukaryota; Viridiplantae; Streptophyta; Magnoliopsida; Fagales; Betulaceae.